Molecule: messenger RNA, 846 nt
Organism: Symbiodinium natans
Lineage: Eukaryota; Dinophyceae; Suessiales; Symbiodiniaceae
Source: the annotation of a GenBank genome assembly
AUGUGGUAUGAAGAAUACCGACCAGAAGUCAAACAGGAAUCGGUUGAGAAUCUAAGCCCAAGUCCAAGCGCCCAAGAAGAAGACCAACCAGAAGUCAGACAGGAAUCGAUUGAGAAUCCAAGCCCAAGUCCAAGUGUCCAAGAAGCAAGUGAGGACCGAGUACGAACGGUUCGGUUCCCCGGAUAUGAAGACCUGAUCGAAGUUGUGCUAGACAGUGGAGCAGACUGCCAUGUCUUGCCGUUAAGCUAUUAUAGCGAAGACCUCGGAGAAGUGGAACUUCCAGCACUGAAGAUGGUCAUCACGGAUGCACAAGGAAAUGCAAUCAGAACGACCGAAGCAAGAACCAACAUAACGUUCGAAUUCCAAAGAUCCGAUGGAAGAGUGAUUAAGGUCAAGAACACCGCCGUGUUUGGUCAAGUGACUCAACCACUGUUCGCAGUGGGGAAAUUGUACAAAGUCGGAUGGGGCAUCGAACCCCAGGAUGCAUACAGUGCUUUCCUGACGAAGCUAGUGAAGCGGAAGAAUGGAACGUCGGUAUCGUAUGUCCCGAUAAGGAUCUACCGAGCGGCAAUGGAGAAUGGACAAGACGAGGUACCGAUUUCAAUCAGGAAACUCACCCUGACGAAGGAACUGAAGGAUGACAUAAAAAAUGGCAAGUACGAAGAAGGUUGGUUUUAUCUCACCGACGGACGACCAGUGAGAAUUGACUGGGACGUGAACACUACGUACAGCCUUGGAAGAGAUGAAGGAAAAUCGUUCAAGUACAGAACAACGCUAAGGACCAGAUAUGAAGAAGAGCAGAUAAUCUGGGAAGAAAUGGAAUUUUAUGAGUGUGUCAAGGAGUGA